UUGCUUGGAUUCCAUCAAAGCUUCAAAAUGGCGGACCAGCGAGCAAAGCUGCAACAAGGGGGUUUUUGGAGUGCCCCUCAAGUACAAUAUAGUAAACAAACACAUGAUUUAUUGAAAGAAAUGAUGAAAGAGUCAAAAUUAACCAAUUUUCAACAAAGACAUCUGGAGAAGUCUCUAAGAGGUGGGAGCAGCCUACCCACAGCAUGUGCUCCUACUACCAGCGCCAGGCCGAGACAGAAGAAACCCCCUCCAAAACCAAGCAAAAUAAUCAACCCCAGGACGUACAGUGGUGGUGUCCGAACAAAAGACACAAUGGAAGAAAUGGGAGCAUUUCAAAAAUCAGAUUAUGUUCCACCAAGACAGAACACACGGUCAGCUCGUGAGAAGGAGAAACUGGCAAACAUCAUGGCCUAUGGAGAAGACAUGGACCCCAUCCCAAUGGCUCGGGUACGGAAACGUGUUGACAUGGAGAUUGGAGAAGUGUCGGAUGUGGACAGGUUCCAGGAAUUGCAAGAUGAAAUUAAUGAAAGACGGAACUUUCUGGCUGACAUGGAGAAGUUGGGACAAGGAGCUAAAUAUAAAGGCAUCAUAGAGACCGAAGUCUCUCAGAAAAUCAGAGAAAUGGAAGUUAUUGACAACAAGAAGACUGCAGAGCUGAAACGUCUGAUUGAGGAAGAUGACAGAAAUAAAGCUGUAUCCAAAGGAAUCCCGCAGCCAUCUGUCUCCUGAAAGGGGAGAGAACUCUGACUCUCAUGAACCCAGCCAGAAGCUGUAACGUUUUAUUGAUCACAUGGAGAAGUCAAAUCUCAGGCAAAAUGUGGGAACAAUCUUAUCACUGUGAUAUCUGGACAUGUUGAUUCGGGGUGUGUAAUCUGUCAUGGUAUUUUUUCUAACCAAACUAAUAACUCAUUGAUGACAGACUAAAAAUGUUUCCAAUACACUGAUCAGGUUAUAAUGGUGUCAUGAAACUAGACAAGCGAUAUCAUCACCGGCAAGCUACAUUGCCGUUAUAUGCCAACAUCAAUACUGUUCUUCAUACAUUUACUUGAUGCUCAUGCUGUUGAUCACUGGAUUGUCUGGUUCAGACUCAAUUAUUUACAGGCCACUGUCAUAUAGCUGCUAUAUUGCUUAGAGUGGCGUUAAACAACAAACGAAAUCAACCACUACCGACUUCUCUAACAGAAACAGAACAUCCAAUUGUGAGGAGUACUUAAUAUUGCUGCCUUCCACAUUCUAAUUUAUGUAAAAUAUACUGACAGAGCCCAGUUUAGUCUUCAGUAUUAUUGGUUUGAAAGACAAAGAAGGAUUUUAUACCAUUGCAAGUUAAUUCAAGACUUCCACUUUCACUGUGUCUGUAGUUCUAUAGCUUUUCAUCGCGGCCAGUAAAAGAUUCAUUGUUAUCCCAGCCUCACAUUGUUACACAUAAAUUAUUGUCAAGAACAUUUUUUACUUGAUUACCAUACACAUAAUCCGUCCAAACAUUCAUCUUUCAUGCGAAUGGACAGCGUAUUACAAUGACCGAAAAUCUGAUGUUUAAUUUUAUGAAUUAUUUAUUUUUAUUAUUAUAAUUAACAGGUGAUUAUUUUUAUCUCCUAAUGUAUGCAUUUACAAUCACAUUCCACCCUUGCUUGAUUGUUAUCAUAAAAAGACCCAUUGUUUUAUCACUAUUAUAUUAUUUUUCACAAUAAUCUGUUUACGUGUAUACUAAGUACUAUGUAUAUUAAAUAUUUUUUUCAA
This is a messenger RNA of Haliotis rubra (blacklip abalone), 1737 nucleotides long. RefSeq names its product UPF0193 protein EVG1-like. Lineage: Eukaryota; Metazoa; Mollusca; Gastropoda; Lepetellida; Haliotidae. Bases 28 to 729 code for a protein of 233 amino acids. The transcript has 7 exons. The record is from RefSeq and is a predicted model, not a curated record.